AACAUAACAUUAAUUUAAAAAAAACACCACGCAAAUAUACCACUACCGAAAUUAUUAUCUAAACUCAGUAUAAACCGGCCUCAAAACUGUGCAAGCGAGAGGCUCCGACUACGAUCGCCAAGCGACGCUCCGAUGCGCGAGUUCCCGACGCUCGCUAGCCAACAAUACACGUGCCUAUCAAACAAAAUGUUCCACGAACGACAAGAUAUCAAACUAAUCCGCUUAGUUAAAGAACAACCAAUAUUGUACGAUGUUAAUCAUUCAAAAUAUAUGGACUUUAAUACCAGGGAAGUCGCGUGGCAGAAGAUAGGAGACGAGCUACAGAAGUCCGGCAGUGAUUGCAAAAUACGUUGGGUAAACAUAAGAGAUGUGCACAGACGUAUUUUAAAGAAGAAUUUAUCCGACCCCGUCCACCCGCCGCGCAGGUACAAAUAUGACAAUGAAAUGGUAUUCAUGAAGCCGUUUUAUAAAGACGUGGUGAUUCUAUCCAUGGAUGAUGAUGAUGAUGAUGAUGAUGAUGAACAGUCAGACGACUGGCAGAAGUCGAUCACUGAGAUAGCCGGGGUUGGAGCUGGACCUGAAGAUGAUGAGGACGAAGACUUGGAGACAGUUCCUAAAAAGAAAGCUAAAGCAGCAAAACCAAGGUCCAAGAAGAAAAAAGAAGUUAAUCAAUCAGCGUUUGAAGAAGUUAAUCAGACAAUGCCGAGUUUCAGUGAGGCUCAGCCGUCAGAACUCGACCCUGCAGACCCUGUUGAUGCGUUUUUGUUAAGCAUUGGUUCGACAUUAAAAACUUUUUCGCCGUAUCAUUUGAAUGUAGCUAAAAGUAAGAUAUUUGCGGUCGUACAAGAUCAUGAUUUGCAGCAAAUAGUUGAGAAGAGACAAGGGAACUCUGAAAAAGUGACUACGAGUGAUGCUUUGUUUGAUCAAUAAAUGAAGAUGUUAAUGUGUUUUAUAAACGUGUGAGAUUACUGAGGUUGACGUUAUUAGUUAAGCAAACGACUCUAAACUGUUGUGUGUUAAAAUAAGUCUAAGCUUAAGAUACUCAGUAUUUUAAACCGACUCUAAAAAAGGGAGGUUUUCGGCUGUUUUAUUUUUUUAAUAAUUUCAUACGUUAUUGUGUUUCCAUUUUUUGAAUUGAAUUUGUCUCUUUCUUUGUAUUUCGUGUUCUUGGAUUGAAAAUGAUAAUUCAUAUUUAACAUUGUUUUUUCUUUGUAAACUAUUUUUUUUAAUCUAAAACACUACUUGGUUAUCAUAUACGCGGAUAACUGUCGAGUUUCCAUAGUAGUAUCGAGUCGUGAGCGUCGGUCGAUAACUCACACACACAGCGGCAGCGUCGCGUGGCCUCCUCGGAACAUCCGCACACUAUGCGACACGAGACGACUGGCUGCCGAUUUUUUUGUCGCAAUCAAAUGUUUUUGUCAUAUAAUUUUUGUUUUGUAAAAAACAUAAUCUUUCUUGACGCGAACUACCUAUAUUUACAAUCUAAAAAUGAUACUUAGUAUUUCAUAUCAUAAAGGAUUCCAUUUUUGUUGUAGGUAGUAUGUUUCAGGUAAAUAAUUAUGUAAUGGUAUGUUUUUCGUUAUGGUCUGUAUUUUGAUUAAGGUAAAUGAUUGUGAUGCGAAUGGUGUUUGUUGAUUCAAGUAAAAUAAGAGAUUAUUUUUCUUUAAAAUAAAGAUUUGACAUUUU
This is a messenger RNA of Helicoverpa zea (corn earworm), 1686 nucleotides long. RefSeq lists its product as uncharacterized. The record is from RefSeq and is a predicted model, not a curated record. Gene Ontology annotation, biological process: regulation of transcription by RNA polymerase II. The transcript has 2 exons. Gene Ontology annotation, cellular component: nucleus; transcription regulator complex. Bases 133 to 930 code for a protein of 265 amino acids. NCBI's taxonomy places the organism in Eukaryota, Metazoa, Arthropoda, Insecta, Lepidoptera, Noctuidae.